Messenger RNA from Lineus longissimus, 2177 nucleotides. RefSeq names its product DBH-like monooxygenase protein 1 homolog. The transcript has 12 exons. Bases 29 to 1882 code for a protein of 617 amino acids. Lineage: Eukaryota; Metazoa; Nemertea; Pilidiophora; Heteronemertea; Lineidae. The record is from RefSeq and is a predicted model, not a curated record. Gene Ontology annotation, molecular function: dopamine beta-monooxygenase activity; copper ion binding.
UCUCAACCAUUUUUCUUGCGUUCAUGCAAUGUUACGUAUGUAUUUGCUCCUCUUGUUGGCCACCGCCGGGGCCAAGGCUGCCGCACCAGUCCCCUCCAUGACUUACCAAAGCAACGCUUUCUUAGAUGAAGCGCAGAACAUCCGCAUGUACUGGAACCACGAUGCGGACACGAUCACCAUAGAACUCCAUGCGAAGACCGUAGGUUACGUUGCUGUGGGGUUCUCCCCUGCCGGAAAGAUGGAGGGCGGGGAUAUCAUCAUUGGAUGGGUGAAGGAAGGAAAGGCUAUUCUUCAGGAUCGGUAUGCUGUGGGUAACAUGAAGCCGACAUUGGAUGCGGAGAAAAAUGUUGAACUGCUGACGGGAAAAGAGGAAGAUGGUUACACAAUCCUCAAGUUCAAGAGGAAACUUGAUACAUGUGAUCCAGAUCACGAUCGAGCGAUACCGAGUGGCACAGUCAAGAUGAUUUGGGCGAUAGGUGACACCGACCCCCAUGACGAGGAGGGCAUCUACUAUCACAAUGCUCGGGGACAAAGGAACAUCCAGCUCCUCGGAGUCAUCAAGAAAGCAAUUGAUCUGCCCGCCGACAGCCUCUCAUACGAAUUCAGGAAUAAAGAUUACGCUGUUCCGUCUGAUGAUACGACCUAUGCCUGUCAGGUUCUGAGAAUGCCGAAGGUUGACAAGAAACAUCAUAUGAUUCAGUUCGAGCCGAUCAUCAAGAAGGGUCACGAGGGCCUGGUCCACCACAUCCUCAUCUACGGCUGCACGGCGCCAUCGCCCAUCAACGACACGCACGAGGGCCAGCAGUUCUUCUGCCACAAGAACCACGGAGAGAUGCCCUGGUUUAGAUGGCACUGCGAGCACGUGAUAAUGACCUGGGCAGUCGGAGGAGAAAUCUUCUACUUCCCCGAGCAUGUCGGAUUCUCCAUUGGAACAGAGUUCGAUCCCGACUUCAUGAUUAUGGAGACGCAUUAUGACAACCCAAACCUAAUCGCUGGGCAAGUUGAUGACUCCGGUAUACGGAUCCACUACACGCCCACCCUUCGGACAUACGACGCAGGCGUUCUUGACCAGGGCAAGGUUGUUGACACGGCCCAUUUUAUUCCGCCAAAGUCAGAUGCUUGGAAAUCGUACGGUUACUGCAACAAAAAAUGCCUCAAUCAUGCUUUGGAGGAUACUCCAGAGAAACAAUUGAAUGUUUUCGCUGUGAUGCUCCACGCGCAUCUUCUCGGAGUCGGAAUCAAAACCUGGCAUGUCAGAGAUGGCAUCGAACUACCACCUAUCGCCGAGGACAAGUAUUACGAUUUCAACUACCAGACUGUCAUGACACUACCAGAAGAACGCGCCAUUAAACAAAAUGACCUCAUCGCGACGGAAUGCACGUACAGAUCCACGGGGAGAGAAAACAUCACUUACGGGGGUUUGUCCUCGCGCCAGGAGAUGUGCAUUACCUUCAUGUACUACUGGCCGCGGAUGAACAUGUCGAUAUGUUCAGACAGGACCAGUGAGUGGAGCACAUAUCCGGUCAUUGGUAUAUGGGGUGUAGGAAGCGACGGCAAAGUCACGGCACCACCGGAAAACGUCAACAAAACACCAGCAGAACUCUGGCAAGCAGUUGAUUGGUCAAAUGCUGAAAUACGCACCAAGUUUGAAGGGGUGGAACAAUAUGGCCUUAGGACACCAUUGUGUAGGUUCAUGUCGGCUACUGGAGGCUACGCAAAGUAUCAGUCGGAAUUAUUCAACUUCACGGCACCUACGGAAUAUUACGAGGAGCCAAAAGUUAAAUGUCCCGCAGAAAAUGCUAUCAAUGGAGCAGGAAGGAUAGAGACCCGGAUGUUGACCAGCAUUUUCGUUGCUAUUGUGAUUUUUGUGGCGAGCAUCUAGUGACAUCACGGCAAGAUGGCAGAACCCGAAUACCAAAUUCUCCGAAAUUUGAUAUAUACAUGUAUGGUUAGGCCUAUUUUGGUAGUUGUUUUUUAACCAAACCACAGAGUGUAAAAGGACAAUUAAUUUCUAUAAAAUAUGAUAAAAUGAUCUCUAAAUGAAGUGUAUUUGAUGCUACAUGUAUAUAGUAAUUAUAUUCAUUCUGAAAAAAAAGAUGUUUACAUGCACAUGAUAUUUUAUGCAGGACAGGUGUUCUUCCAACACGAUCCAAAUACUUGUAAUAAUUCCAACAAUA